AUGAUGCUCAAUGACCGACUUAUCACACCAUCAACCAAUACCUAUCCUUAUCGUUCCAUUCUGGAAACUUUGCUGACUUAUGGACCCGCCGCAAAAACAUCUCACCUAACAUCCUCAUUAUUUUACAAGGACACACCCGGCUUUACGGAUACCAAUAAUCCCUUAGCCGCUGCAAAUGGAAAUGAUGGUAUGAAAGAACGAUAUGAAUUUAUCAAGAAAAGUCGGACCGUGGACAUGCUCGGUCUUUUACACCUAGAUAUGUUUUUUCAAGAACGACUGUUACUGGGUGGUGUUGAUAUUAAACUUAAACUAAAUCGCAGUAAGAACAGUUUCAGUCUUAUGUCUAGCACCGAAAAUGCAAACUACAAGAUUGUCAUCACCAGUGCGUCUCUUCACGUGAGACGAGUCAUACUGAGCCCCGAUGCAAGCCUCAUUCACGCAAAACAAUUGGAAACCCAGACAGCAAAAUACCCCAUCAGAAGAGCAGAGGUCAAGACAUUCAGCAUACCGCGGGGGAACUUGUCAUUUACCAGAGAAAGUCUCGUCCUGGGUCAGAUUCCCAAACGACUGGUUAUUGGAUGUGUGAGCAACACAGCCUUCAAUGGAAAUUACACAAAGAACCCUUUUAACUUUCAUCACUAUAAUUUGAACUUUCUCGCCUUGUAUGCCGAUUCCGAACAGGUUCCUUGGAAACCUCUACGCCCGAAGUUUUCCGAAGAAGACCCGAACUAUAUCUUGGCAUAUCAGACACUAUUUUCAGGAGUCAAUUCUAUGUUUCAGGACAAAGGAAAUCAAAUCAACCGGAAAGAUUACGGCCAGGGGUAUACCCUCUAUGCAUCUGACUUAACUCCAGACUUGUCAGCAGGAGAUUGUUUUAACCUUUGGAAAAAUGGCAAUGUGCGUCUAGAGAUGCAGUUUGCUGAACCUUUACCAGAAACCAUUAAUGUGCUAGUAUACGCAGAGUAUGAAAGUGUGGUAGAGAUUGAUCGAAACCGUAAUGUCAUUGUUGACUUUGGAAGUUGA
Messenger RNA from Lytechinus variegatus (green sea urchin), 1023 nucleotides. RefSeq lists its product as uncharacterized. The record is from RefSeq and is a predicted model, not a curated record. Gene Ontology annotation, cellular component: cytosol. Gene Ontology annotation, biological process: deoxyribonucleotide biosynthetic process. The transcript has a single exon. Bases 1 to 1023 code for a protein of 340 amino acids. Gene Ontology annotation, molecular function: ribonucleoside-diphosphate reductase activity, thioredoxin disulfide as acceptor. Lineage: Eukaryota; Metazoa; Echinodermata; Echinoidea; Temnopleuroida; Toxopneustidae.